Messenger RNA from Magallana angulata, 11145 nucleotides. Its product is annotated as laminin subunit alpha-2-like. Bases 218 to 11014 code for a protein of 3598 amino acids. Gene Ontology annotation, biological process: axon guidance. The transcript is spliced from 73 exons. Gene Ontology annotation, cellular component: basement membrane. The record is from RefSeq and is a predicted model, not a curated record. Lineage: Eukaryota; Metazoa; Mollusca; Bivalvia; Ostreida; Ostreidae. Gene Ontology annotation, molecular function: extracellular matrix structural constituent; protein binding.
CUUUCUUUUCUGCUUUCUCGGCAAAUUCCGUCGGUACAAGACCGGAAACAGACUAUAGUGGUAUUUUUACGGUCAGAGUGUGUUCUCCCAUGCGUGACGGGCCGGGAAAUUCAGAGAGCGUCUGCUUUCUCCGUAAAUGCGAGGAAGGAAGCAAUGGAUAAAAUGACUUUUCCUGCACACGGGUAGAUUUUAUGUGUCCCAGUCUUGUGGUAAAAACAUGGUUUCCAACACCUGGUUUGUCUUUGUUUUUUGGACUCUAUUUUUACCUGCAAUCGAAUGCCAAGAUGAUAUUGGAUUAUUCCCAAACAUUCUGAAUUUGGCAACAAGGUCAACCAUAAGUGUUAAUGCAACCUGUGGAGAAGAAAAGAGUGAAGUAUUCUGUAAGCUUGUAGACCAUGUCAAGAUUUUCCCGUACAAGAACUCGCAUUGUGACAUCUGCGACGCUAGAAGCCGAGAUGAAAGACAGCGACAUCCAAUAACUAAUGCUAUAAAUGGGAGGAAUUCCUGGUGGCAAAGUCCCACCCUCACCAACGGAGCAAAGUUUAACUAUGUCACCAUUACCCUUGACCUCAAGCAGGUUUACCAGGUAGCUUACGUCAUAGUAAAGGCAGCCAACUCCCCACGGCCGGGGAACUGGAUUCUGGAAAGAUCCAUUGAUGGCGUGAAUUUUCAGCCCUGGCAGUACUUUGGUCUUCGAAAUCGAGACUGCAAAAAAUUGUACGGCAUAAAGGCCAGUCGUAAAAUUCCCACCUACCUCAGAGAUGACGAGGUUAUCUGUACAACAAAAUACUCAAAAAUCUACCCACUGGAAAAUGGAGAAAUUUUCAUAUCGCUUGUCAAUGGGAGACCGGGAGUAAAGAAUCCGAGCCCAACUCUGCUGGAGUUUACCUCAGCUCGCUAUGUCAGACUGAGAUUACAGAAGAUAAGGACACUCAAUGCUGACCUCAUGACCUUCAGGUCAUCCAGUGACCUCAAGUUCAUCGAUCCAUCUGUUACCAGGAGGUACUUUUAUUCCAUCAAAGAUAUUUCCAUUGGAGGGCAGUGUAUCUGCUAUGGUCAUGCUUCCGUUUGUUUACCUCGACCCAACUCAGAUAGGCUUUAUUGUGAGUGCAAGCACAACACUUGUGGCAAUAAUUGUGAAAAAUGUUGUGAAUUCUACUACCAAAAACCAUGGCGACCAGGGAACAAUGGCCUCAAAUGUGAAAAAUGCAACUGUCAUGGCCAUUCCACAGAGUGUGUGUAUAAUGCCACAGUGGAUGCAAUGAGGCUCAGUCUUAACACAGCGGGGGAGUAUGAUGGGGGAGGAGUCUGUAUAGACUGUAAGGACUAUACCACUGGAAUAAACUGUGAGAGAUGUCUGGAUGGAUAUUACCGCCCACUCGGGGAAACCCCUCACUCUCGGUAUCCUUGUAGACCAUGUAGAUGUGAAGUCACUCUUGGGUCUACAGGAAAAUGUGUUCCAGAUGACAGCUUGAUGAGUGAAGGAAAAAGACCCGGAGACUGUGAGUGUAAGGAGGGCUAUGGGGGACCCACCUGUCAGGAGUGUGCCUUUGGUUACUAUGGAUACCCAUACUGUAAGCCCUGUCCCUGUAACAGUGCUGGAACAUUGAGCUCACAACAAUGCAGUGGCAACUGUGUUUGUAAGGAGAAUGUUGAGGGCGUCAAAUGUGACCGGUGUAAGCGGGGCUUCUUUAACCUUCACAAGGACAAUCCUGUGGGCUGCAUGCCGUGUUUCUGUUUCGGAGUGUCCUCUGUCUGUCAGUCCUCUAAUCUUGGUCUCAUCAAGGUUGUGGACAUGUCGGAUGGUAUGAGUGGCUGGGCUGUAACCUCGGUCAACAUCAAUGGCUUCACCUAUUUCAUACAGAAGAAUGAGGAAGGAUGGCUUGUGUACAGAGCCUACCCAGCCAAUCAGAACUCUCUAAACCCCUCCGAGGAUACGGUGGUGUAUUACUGGCAGGCACCACUCAAAUACCUUGGAAAUCGGUUGACGUCAUAUGGAGGAAGUCUGAGAUACACAGUGAAGUAUGAGACUGAUCGUACUGUACCGUACCAGCGACACAUGUAUGGAGUAGAUGUCAUCAUCCAGAGUGGUAAUAUGACCAUUGUGAAUGGGAAGAGCUAUCUGAGGGAGAAUGUUCAAGAGGAGAGAUCAGUGGUGCUGAAUGAAUCCAGUUGGUUCCAGUUAGUGAAGAGUGACCGCUAUGAGACCCUGCAGCCCAUCACCAAAAAGGAAUUCAUGAUAAUCCUGUUCAACAUUGAGAGACUUCUGAUACGGGCGACAUAUCACUCUGCUCAAAACACUGUGUAUUUACGUGAUGUCACACUGGAUGCUGUGAGUGCUCUGUCUAACAGCUCAGUCACACUCAGGGCGGUAGAGAAAUGUUCCUGUCCCCGGGGCUACCAGGGUCUCUCCUGUGAAAUGUGUGAGCCUGGGUUUCGUAGAGUGGGAAACAAGCUGUACGGAGGAAUGUGCUUACCUUGUAACUGCAACAACCAUGCUGAGCGCUGUGAUAUCAACACUGGAAGGUGUAUUAAUUGUCAGCAUUUCACAACGGGAGAAAACUGUGACACAUGUCUGCCUGGUUACUAUGGUGACCCUCGCCGUGGAGAGGAAGAUGACUGCAAACCAUGUGCAUGUCCUCUGCUGGAACCAACCAAUCAGUUCUCUGCUUCAUGUCAGCUGAUACCGCAAGUUGGAAACUAUGACAACUACAAGUGUGAUAAGUGUGCUGUUGGCUACACAGGAAACAGAUGUGAAAGAUGUGCCCCUGGUUACUACGGGGAUCCAACAAAAGUUGGUGGAUCCUGUCGGCCAUGUUCUUGUGGGGGUAAUAUUGACGGGGGAGACCCUGGGGGCUGUGACAGGGAGACAGGGGAGUGCCUGAAGUGUCUGAACCACACUGAGGGGCCCAACUGUCAGCGGUGUCAGGAUGGGUACUACGGAAGAGCGGUCAACGGCGACUGUACAGCAUGUAAUUGUGAUAUGAAUGGCUCGGUGAAUGGGUCAUGUGACCAGUAUUCCGGGCGCUGUAUUUGCAAGGACAGGUUUUAUGGAAGACGUUGUGAUCAAUGCCAGCCUGGGUAUGGGAGUGUAGAGGAGGGGUGUAUCCCCUGUGACUGUGACCCGGUCGGAUCACGGGGGUCGUUGUGUGACAGUUAUACCGGCCAGUGCUUCUGUAAUAUAGGUGUUGUUGGUAGGAAGUGUGACAGUUGUCAGCCGGGAUUUUUCGGAUUCUCAUCACGUGGUUGCAAGGACUGUGGAUGUAACACACAAGGAACCAAUCAAACGGAGCCCUGUGAUGACAUCACAGGGAUCUGUAACUGUCUGCCCAAUGUCAUUGGAUCACGCUGCAAUACCUGUCAGGAAAAUUUCUGGGGUCUGGGUACUGGGAACGGCUGCACCCCCUGUGAGUGUGACAGACUGGGGUCAGUCUAUUCCCAGUGUGACCAGAGGACUGGACAGUGUACUUGUAGACCUGAGGUGGAGGGUCAACAGUGUGACCAAUGCCGACCGGGCUAUUAUGGAUUCUCCAUCAGUGGCUGUAAACGAUGUCAGCCUUGUGAUAAGCCUGGCCAUGUGUGUGAUCCAGUCACGGGUCGGUGUGUCUGUCCCCCCCUUACCACCGGACCACAGUGUGGUCAGUGCCAGCCCAACACCUGGGGUCAUGAUAGAGUAACAGGUUGCAAACUUUGCAACUGUGAUCCACGGACAGCAGAGUCCAGACAGUGUGACCUGAUUACUGGACAGUGCACCUGUAAGGCGGACUACACAGGUGAUAAGUGUGACCAGUGCUCACCUGGCUUCUACAAUCACCCGAACUGUCAGCUCUGUCUGUGUAGUGCUGAUGGUACCGACCCUAGCAGCUGUAACAAUUCCACGGGGGUCUGUCAGUGUGAUAACAGGGGGCAGUGUCAAUGCAAGAACAAUGUUGAGACUCGUACCUGUGCUCGUUGUCGCCCAGGAUCCUUCAGUCUGGACCGAACCAACCCCUAUGGCUGCACAGAGUGUUUCUGUUUCGAGCGAUCCAACAGAUGUGACCAGGUUCCAUAUGUCUGGAGAAAGGUAGAGAUUCCUGGGAGCAGUAUUUCCUUUGACCCCCGUGUUACAGACAAGGUGACUCUACAGUAUAAAUCUUACGCUGUCAUUCCUCGCAAUUCUACAUGGACAGCUGUACCACAGUCCUUAGCAUCUAAACCGAUCUACUGGAGUCUCCCUGAUAGCUAUCUUGGAGAUUGGACCUUAUCGUACAAUGGAAAGAUGAGAUUUGAGGUUGAAUACAGAUCUGAUAAAGGACCUCCAUCCCGAGGCGUUGACAGUCCGGAUGUUGUGGUCAUCGGGAACAGCUUCCAGAUGGUUCACAAAACAUCAACACCCUGGUCUCAAAGAGGAGAGAAAUCAAUUUCUGUCAAGUUUCAUCCAACAGAGUGGAUGAUUGUUGGAUAUGGAAAUGCUACCAGGAGUUUGAUGAUGAUUGUUCUACAAAAUGUCACAGAGGUUUACAUAAUAGCCACACCAGAUGACCAAGCCAGAGCUGCCACGUUGAGGUUUUUGUCUGUGGACAGUGCCCAGCCAGGAAAUGGUAGCACAGAUAACCCAGCCCUGGGUGUGGAGAUUUGUCAGUGUCCCCAGCAGUACUCCGGACUCUCUUGUCAGGACCCAGCAGAUGGUUACUACCGACUGAAGCACAAUGUAACCACAGAUAUAUCUCAUCCAAUUGUGGUGAUCGGGGAGGUGGUUCGCUGUAACUGUCACCGACACUCGGACACCUGUGAUCGGGAGACUGGAGUGUGUCAGAACUGUCAGCACAACACUACAGGAGGUCAGUGCCAAAGAUGUCUGCCUGGUUUCUAUGGAGACGCUACCAGAGGUUCAUCGGUGGACUGUCAACCCUGUAUCUGCCCUACCAUAGAAAAUAAUUUUAGCAGUACAUGUGAAAUAAGGCGUGGUCAGCUGAUAUGCACUAACUGCACAGAGGGUUACACAGGGACAAGAUGUGAAUCAUGUGCUGAUGGUUACUAUGGGAACCCAAGACAAGCUGGUGGUCAUUGUUUGCCGUGUGAUUGUAAUUCUGAGGGCUCGGUAUCGUCUUCCUGUAACUUCCAGGGCCAGUGUGGGUGUCUUCCAGGAAUAACUGGAGACAAAUGUGAUGGAUGUCAGCCGCGACAUGCUGUGGAGGAUGGAAGAUGUGUCUCAUGUGAUGAGGGUUGUACAGCUGACCUAAUGAAAGAGCUUGAUGACCUGAGUAACAUGACUCGUCAGGUCAACCUCACAGGCAAACUUCCUGUUCCGUGGAACCAGCUGUGGAGAAUUCAAAAUGAAACAAUUUUACUCAAGGAAGAGUUGGAGACUAUCAGGACAGCCGAACUGAGUCAUUUGAAAUCACAGGCAAAUGACCUUGAGCGAGAGGCCGACUCUCUUCUCACUGAAUCUAGGAGAGCCAAACUUCAGGCGACUCCUCUGGAGGAGAAAGCUGUAUCUCUGAGGAACAAUGCCACAAACCUGGAGGCCGACCUCAAUGAAACAAUCAGAGACAUGAAAGACUUUGUGGAGAAGCUGGUGGAUACGGUGCAAAGUCUGUUCCACAAUAAAAGUGGAAUCAAUGUGACUGAUGCUCUAGAAAAGGUCAAGGUCAUCCUGAAGGAGAUCAAGGACAGGAAUUUCACAACAACACUAGAUAGAGCCAUCAAGGAGAACAAAUUAGCAGAAGAAUUGUCAGAGAAAUUGUUAAAUAUGACGAACAAGCUUGUGAAUACCUCUGGAAUAAUGGAUGACAUUCAGGCUCUAUUGGAUAAGCUGCUGGACCUCCAGAGGCAUUCCAACGAGUCCAAGAAACAGUCUGACGAAGUGUUCACCCUGAUUAGUGGCAUAUCCAGAAUGCAGAAUUCAACAAUGGACACGGUGCUGGAAAUAGACCAGAACUAUGAUAACUUGAUCGACGUUUUAGGGGAGGGACACACACUCAACCUAGAGGCAGCAGAUCAACUCAGACAGGUCAAGGAAAACAUUGAGGAUAUAGAAAAGAAAGCAAGUAUUUUUGACCAGAUUUUGCCUGAACUUAGAAAGAAAGUCAAUGGCACAAAAUCCCAGAUACCAGCCGUAGAAAGUAAAGUCAGAGAGGCUGAAAGUCACGCCAGGAAUCUGUCAAACUAUGCCGAACAGUUAGAGAGGGAAUUUGAAAAAACCAAAGCAGAUGCGGCUGAUCCCCUGAAGGCAGCCCAGGUGUAUAGUAAUAUCGUGAAGGCUGUCAAUGAGGCGGAGGAAGCCGCCAAACGAGCAAUCCAGGCAGCUGAGGAGUCCAUCAAAAUUGCUGGAGUGAAAAACAUCACUGAUGAAGUGUCGCGCUCCCUGAACAAGAGCAGAGAACUCCUGAGACAGGCCAAGCAAACUCUGAGGAAAGUCCCUGAGUUAGAUAGGCAGCUAGAUGUUUUAAACAAAGAUUUGCUUGGACUGGAAGAAGAACAGAGCCAGAUCAGACAGGGACAGUCAGAUAUCAGGGACAUUCUCAACCUCCUGCCUGAUGAUCUGAGUGACAGAGCUUCAAAGGUUUCCAAGGAUAUGGACAAGACCUCCAAUGAUGUAAAAGCACUGGACAAAAAAGUAGAUGAUAUUGAAAACAACAUUCAGAACUCUCUCAUCCCCAAGUUCAAUCAGAUCAAGAAUGUUAGAUUGGAUGAGGUCUUUGAAAACAUUGAAAAUUCAAUUGACACGGCUAAGGAGAAUGUGAAGCAGAUUGGCGCCAUUGUUGAGGGAGUGGAAGCUGCCGCUAACAGAACCAUAACCGCUGAGUCAAGACUCAAUGACAAACUCAAGAUGCUCAGGGACAACAUCAAACAGGCUCGUGCUCAGGCAGAAAAGGUGAAGGUGUCCCUGUCAGCCAGCGGUCAGUGUGUGAGGUCCUACCACUCCAAGUCUGUCCCCGGGGUCACCAACAAAAUCAGCUUCUCCUUCAAGACAAACAACACUACCAACAACCAGAUCUUCCUGCUGCUGCAGAAAUCUCCCACAGAAUUUCUAGCAGUGGAGAUGAUAAAUGCGAAGAUUCAGUUUUCCUGGAAUGUUGGUGCUGGCGUGGGGAGCGUUACCAGUGACCUUCCCAUUCAGAGUGAGGCUAACUUCAUCAAUACCAUUGACAAAUGGUACCAUGUCAAAGCCGACAGGCUUGGAAGAAUUGGAACAUUGGAAGUCAGUAAGCUCUCUAAUGUAAAUGCUGCUAAGAAAGUGACUGGGGUCUCUCCCGUGGGCCGAUCUUUCCUGAGGCUUGAUGAGAACUCUGAUCUGUAUGUGGCUGGUGUGCCUUAUGGAAUAGAGAAAUCAUCAGAAUUGAGAAGCACAUCCAAUUUCUCCGGAUGUAUGAAUGAAAUGUACAUUGAUGAUCAGAAAAUUGGACUUCACAACUUUAAGACCACCUCCAAACAAGGCUGUUGGGGGUGCAGAAAUGUGCCUGCAGCCAAUGUGGAACAGACUGGCACCUUCCACUUCGAUGGGUUGGGGUAUUCAGCCAAACCUCAGGUCAGAUCUUACAGAAGCACAACAUUUUACGUAAAGAUGGAGUUCAAGACGUUCUGGAGAGACGCCAUCUUGCUGUUCACUGGAAACAAUAAAACUGGAGAUUUUCUAUAUAUCGGUAUACAAGAUCAGAAACUGGUCCUGCAGAUCUAUACUGGUGGCGACAGUUAUCUUUCAAUUUCCAGCGCAUUAACGUAUAACGAUAACAAGUGGCAUACCAUAGUUACAGAGCGAGCCAAUCUGGAUGCAUACCUUCAAGUAGACGGCACAGACAUGAAAUUCCUCACUGCCAAUGGCAGUAAUACUGGUCUAGAAUUGAAAGGGAGACCACUCUAUUUCGGAGGAAUUCCAGAAAGCUACGAUUUGGAACCAUUUUUGAAGUGGGGGGCUAUAAAUAGAACUGGAUUCUUGGGCUGCCUCCGUCAGGUCCAGAUCCAGACCUUCUCCCAGGAUCUACUGACCGGUGAGACCGUCGGUGUCACCAAUGGUUGUCCAGCAGAGGGAUACAGAACUAUAGGUUUCUAUGGGAAUGGAUUUGCAAAAUACAAGGCUGCUACCCUUCCUGGGGAGAAAGGCGACAUUUCCCUGUCAUUUAGAACCACCCAGAGGGAUGCGCUAUUACUGCUGGCCUACGAUAAUGAUCAAAGGAACUUUUACUCCUUUGUUCUUGUUGAUGGGAAAGUUGAAGGAAGGUUUAGUACAAACAGUCUUCCACAGAAAAUAACCACAUCCAAGACUUUUAAUGAUGGGCAUUUGCACAAUGUAGCUAUUCAAAAAGUCGGAAACAGGAUUACAGUUUAUGUUGAUGACGAGGCACAGCUAGAAGAAGUGAUUCUUGGUAGAGAGGAGGUCAAUGUAGAUCACCUAUAUAUUGGGGGUGUCAUCGACUACAACUUCCCUCAGGGUCAAGCUAUGGCAGCCACAACCCAGGGGCUAGAGGGGUGUAUCAGUGACAUCAUCAUCAAUCAAAAGAUUCUCAACCUGAAUGCUCCUCUCCAGUUUGAGAGAGCUGACAUUGGAAGAUGUCGAUUGCCGACCAAUGGACAUUCCCACAACCUUCAGGAUGCUGGAACCACAAAACCACCUGCCACCACCCCUAAGACAUCCACCUCAAGACCCAGAGAUGUAAACCCAGUAACCACCACUGGUGGUCCUCCAGUUAGAUGUGCACAAACUCCUAAUCUACCGCAAAACAUUCGAUCACUUAUAUUUGGAAAUUCACCUAAGAGCCAUGGGAAAAUUGUGAUUGAUCCAGAGGAAGUUCAAGAGUCAUUCCAGAUAUCCUUUGACUUCCGUACAUUCUAUGAGAAUGGAUCCAUCUUUUUACUGAGCAAUGCCAACUACUCGGAGUAUAUAGCUGCUCAGAUUUUGAAAGGCUCUGUGGUAGUGUAUUGGACAAAUAAUGGUGGAAAGAUAAAGAAAUAUGUCUCCUCCAAAGUUGUCAAUAGUGGUCAAUGGCACACUGCUAUCGUCUCCAAAGACCGGCGGAGAAUCAGCCUGGAGGUGGAUGGGAAGACGGAGAUGGACAAACAGAGGAUUCCCAAGAAGUUGUCUAUAACCUCCCCCAUGAUUGUCGGAAGCCUUGUAGAUGAUAUCAACAUUAAUAAUGAUGACUUGAUUAGGCACAGCUUGCGUGGAUGUAUGAAGAACUUCAUUGUUAACACUAAGAGUAUAAUGAUAGCUGACGCUACACAAGUACAGGGAGUCACCACAUGUUAUAUAAAUAUGGAGCCUGGGGUUUUCAUGAACAAAAACUCCUAUGGAGUUAUAGCCAACAGGUAUUCAGUUGGUCGAGAAAUGAAGAUAGCGUUAGAAUUCCGCACCCACAAGCCCAACGGUAUCCUCCUAUCUAUUACCGACAACCAGGCUGUCACACUGGAGCUACACCAGGGCAAGGUGAAGUUCUCGGUGUUCAAUGUAGCCCUUUUCACUGCAACGACUAAGGAGACGAACCUCUGUGACGACCGGUGGCACUCUGUGGAAGCCAAGCUGAUCGGGAAUGUUGUGGAGCUGGUGGUUGACGGCGGUGAUUCCCAGUACGGCAGCAGUCAGAAUACCGCCAGGAAUGUCACCACCUCCUCCGCCCUCUAUGUGGGAGGAGUGCCAGACUAUGCAGUGAAGCAGAUAGCUUCAUUUAAUCAGAUGGAAGGAACAGCAGAGGGAUUUGAGGGCUGUCUAAGAAACUUCAAGAUAGACUCCACCCCGAGUGUGAGAAAGAGAAUGGUAGACAGAGAGACAUACUUAUCUUUGAUUAUACGUGUAUUAAAUGGAGUUAUUGCUGGAUUGGAUUUUGAAGACACAGACUUAAUAGAAGAAAAGAAAACCAGUGAUAAAAAGUCUGGAUUAAAAUCUUAUAAUGCCAAAGUCUGUGGCCCAUUGUGGUUUGAACAUUGUGAAAUUCUGGAUGCAGAAACAACAGCCAAUAUAUGUAAAUUCAGAGGAGACCACAAAUACUACAAUAAACAGUAUGAAGAGGCUCUAUUAUGCUACAGACAAGCACUGGAAAGCCUUCCAAUGACCAACAGAUGUAUGCGUCAUGAUUUAAAUGAAUCGAUAGCCAGGUGUUAUGUGGCCUUAGAUAAAACAGCGGAGGCUGUUGAUCUUGCUCAAAACUUGAUUGAGGCGGACAUAGAAAAGCUGAAUCCAUCAGAAUCGUGCUUAGCUUGUGCUAAAAAGGUUCUCUUAGUGUGUGUGGUUUAUAGAAGGCAGUGUACCUGUGGUUCAUCCACUACAAUACCAGGUGUGCUCAGCUCCUCAGGGGUAGGGACUGUAUUGUGGCAUCCAACAGGAGACACCACUACACUAGUAGGACUAACAGACAGUCAUAUCAUCACUUGGGACUUUGAUGCCUCAUCAUCUGUAGCCAAGGUGAAAGAUUCUACAGGACUUGAGAGUAAAGGUCAACCAAAGUUCACAUGUGUGAGAUGGAAUCCCCAUCAUAACUGCACACAGGUGGCCACUGCCAAUGACUCUUGUAUCAGAGGAUGGGACUUAAGAUCAAUGCAACAAAUUUAUCACAUAGAAAAUGCUCAUGGUCAACUAGUGAGAGAUAUUGACUUCAAUCCUAAUAAACAGUAUUACUUGGUGAGUUGUGGUGAUGACUGUAAAAUUAAAUUCUGGGACACAAGAAACACAUCAGAGCCUCUAAAAGUCCUGUCAGAGCAUUCACACUGGGUGUGGUCCGUGAAGUACAACCAUUUUCAUGACCAGCUCCUCCUGAGUUCUAGCAGCGACAGUCGAGUCAUCCUACACAGUGUGGUUUCCCUUUCCUCUGAACCUUACGGUCAUCUCGCAGAAAAUGAGGAGGAUAGUGAUGAAGACACGGAAGAGAAGUCAUUGGAGCCACUUAAGGAUGGAGUGAUUGCCACAUAUGAGGAACACGAGGACAGUGUUUACGCCUCCUGUUGGUCGACUGCUGACCCUUGGGUAUUCGCCUCCCUCAGUUAUGAUGGUCGUCUGGUGAUCAACAAAGUUCCACGAGCAGAAAAAUACAAAAUUCUACUAUGAAUGGAUCUCCUGAUAUUCUGAUUUUUAGACAUUCCUGUAUCUUAUCAAACAUUUUAAAAGAAUGUUUGAAAUCAAGAUACAUUUCGGUGCAAUUUAUUGUGAUAUAUUAUUGAGUAAAUGUUAUAUACACA